AUGGCCAUGGGCGGCCUCGUCGGCAACAACCCGCCGGCGCGUACCAAUGGCCACGGCGGCGGCAGCGGCAGCGGCGGCGGUAGUAUCAGCACCGGCCUUACCUCUGGCGUGGAGGUGCCCCAGGGGCAGGGCCGGAACGAGAGGAAGGAGCAGAAGGAGCGGGACGAGGCGAGGAGAACGAAGGAGAAGGAGAAGGCCAAGAUCCCCGUGGCGGCCAGCGCCGGGAGCAAGGACAAGGCGGUCUCGAGCGAGAAGAAGUUCCGCAAGACGGUGGGCACCUACGUCGUCAAAUACCUCAAGAAGUACUUGGACGAGGGCAAGGUGAAGAGCAAGGACGAUUUCAAGCAUCUGGCGCGGAAGCUCACGCACCUGAUCGUGGAGAAGGAGCAGAGGCGCAUGCUGGUGAAGAAGGCCAGCAGCAAGAAGGGACGCAGCGCUGAGCUGAAAUGGAACGAGAAGGUGAAGGACAAGCUGAUCUCGUUCGUGGAUGAGUACAUGGACAAGCUGCCGGGAGUCUAUGAGGCCAAGUCUCUCAAGAUGUAG
Molecule: messenger RNA, 543 nt
Organism: Acanthamoeba castellanii str. Neff
Lineage: Eukaryota; Discosea; Longamoebia; Acanthamoebidae
Product: Set2-Rpb1 interacting protein
Exons: 3
Coding region: 1-543 (180 amino acids)
Biological process (GO): regulation of DNA-templated transcription
Cellular component (GO): chromosome
Source: RefSeq, a predicted model, not a curated record